AUGCGCCUCUCCGGUCUCUUUCUUUCCGCCAGCCUCGGUGCUGCCGCGACCAUCCCCCGCCAGGCCGACAAUGGUUGCGCCGAUCCUGCUAAGCGUGUGGAAUGGCGAACCCUGGGCGCCGAUGUCCAGAAACAGUACAUUGACGCUGUUCUGUGCCUCAAGACCAAACCCUCGGGCAUAGGACUCAACACCACGCGCUACGACGAUUUCCCCUAUGUCCACUCCCACCUAGACAAGACCAAACUCGCAGUCCACUCGGUUGCUAUGUUCCUUCCUUGGCACCGUCUCUUUGUUCAAGUCUACGAAGACUCUCUCCGGGACUGUGGAUACACUGGUCCUAUGGCAUAUUGGGAUUGGACGCUGGACGCAGGCGACCCGACUAAGGCGCCUGUUUGGGACCCUAUAACCGGCUUCGGCGGCAACGGCGAUCCCGCUAUUGAUGUCAUGGACAGUAACAUGAAGUGUCUUGUCGACGGCCCGCUCAAGGGCUUCCAGGUCGCCUAUACUAUGAAAGGCUACGAGCCUCAUUGCCUCGCCCGCGACUGGAACAGUGGCAUUGCGUUCCCUGGCGACAUGCUGGCUGACUCUUACAACAAGGAAGCCGUCGACAAGGUCGCCGCCCAGGACAACUAUAAGGACUUCCGCUACCACCUGGAGGGUGGCCCACACGGCGCGAUCCAUUCGGCCGUGGGUGGUGACAUGUCGCCUGCCACCUCCCCCAACGAUCCCAUCUUUUUCCUCCACCACACCCAAAUCGACCGCCUGUGGACUCUGUGGCAGAUGGAAAAGCCUGAAACCCGUACUACCGACUUCGGCGGCCCUAAGACUCAGAACCUCAGCAACCCCGGCGAAGCUACCCUGGAUGAUGUUAUGCCGUACCUCAACCUGGUCCCGGACAUUAAGGUCUCGGAGGUCAUGAAGACGCAGACCUCCAAACUUUGCUACAGCUACUAG
Neurospora hispaniola is the source of this 954-nucleotide messenger RNA. RefSeq lists its product as uncharacterized. NCBI's taxonomy places the organism in Eukaryota, Fungi, Ascomycota, Sordariomycetes, Sordariales, Sordariaceae. Bases 1 to 954 code for a protein of 317 amino acids. The record is from RefSeq and is a predicted model, not a curated record. The transcript has 3 exons. Gene Ontology annotation, molecular function: oxidoreductase activity.